CUCUAGGUCAGAUCUUCGUUUUUGUUGCCAUUUAAUGUACGUUUUUGGCGUUGUAUCGGAUUCUGGAGCUUUUGAGUUAAAGUAAUUCACAAAACAUGUAAAUUACACGCUGCAAUAGAAAACACGAGCAUUACUGCGGGACUAUCUAAACACGCAUAUCGAGUCAUUUUUCAUUUACAUAUGUACAUACAUAUAUGUAUGUACAUGUCUACAUGUAUAAACGAGUUAAAAUACUUUGGGAAAAUUAAAUGUUACAUACAUACAUACAGGGAAAAUUGUGAUUAAUGAGUAGCGCCACAGUAGCGCUUCGUUCUUGCCCAAGGUUUCCCAGUGAAUGUGUGUGUUUUUGUGGAAGUACUGACAUACUUGCAAUUACAAACGACCAAUUUUAAUUUAAUCUACCAGUACAAUGGCAGCCGCAUCCUCAUCAGCUGCCGGCGAUGUGCCACGCCCACCACCCCGUCGCCGCGCCGCCUCUGUUGCUGGUCAACAGCAGCAGUGUCUGUCAAACAACAGCUUGGAACGUGGAAAUGGACACACGCCGCGGCGAUCGUUGGCUUCAAUGAAUGAUAAUGCCGAUUCGUGCCACCUGCGCAUUGUUGUUAUAAGCGGUAAAUCUUUGGCCAAAAAAGAUAUCUUUGGUGCCAGCGAUCCAUAUGUCAGAAUCGAUCUGAAUACAAUUAACGGUGAUAUCAAUAUCGACUCGGUUUUAACAAAAACCAAAAAGAAGACACUUAAUCCAGCCUGGAACGAAGAGUUCAUAUUCAGAGUUAAGCCAUCUGAGCAUAAGCUCGUUUUUCAAGUAUUUGACGAGAAUCGUUUGACUCGAGAUGACUUUCUAGGAAUGGUUGAGCUCACACUUGUGAACUUGCCCACGGAACAAGAAGGCCGCACUAUUGGCUCCCAAAGUUAUACACUGCGUCCGCGCAGGUCAGUAGGCGCAAAAUCACGCAUCAAAGGUACCUUGGAGAUCUACCAUGCUUUCAUACAUGAAUCACGUGAAGAAAGUGAACCUGCAACCAACAAUAGCGAUGGUGAAUGGGAGCAUGUAGAGCCCAGCAAUACAAAUGAAACCACCGCUCAACCCCAUCCUUUUCCCAGCGCAAGUCACGAUAUGCUUCCAGCCGGCUGGGAGGAACGGCAAGAUGCCAAUGGACGCACGUACUAUGUAAAUCAUACGGCAAGAACAACGCAGUGGGAACGACCAACCAAUUUAACUAGCAACAAUAGCCAUGCAAAUGAGCAGCUUGCCUCAGAUUUCCAAAGACGUUUCCACAUCAGUGUGGAUGAAACCGAAACAGGACGAGCGUCGACUGAAGACACCGAUCACACAGACAGCAACGCUCCCUCAGAGAUCUCAGAUCCAUCAACGCGACGUAAUUCCGAAGAAGACAAUGCGGCUGUGAAUACAGAACAAAACGCCGCAAGUGAAGAGGAAGCGCUGCCACCUCGCUGGUCUAUGCAAGUGGCCCCUAAUGGGCGCACUUUCUUCAUUGAUCAUGCGGCCCGUCGAACCACUUGGAUUGACCCUCGGAAUGGACGCGCUAGUCCUAUGCCCAACCAAACGCGCCGUGUAGAGGAUGAUCUGGGACCUCUGCCCGAGGGCUGGGAAGAGCGUGUCCACACCGACGGACGUGUGUUUUACAUAGACCAUAAUACACGCACUACGCAGUGGGAAGAUCCGCGUUUGUCUAAUCCAAAUAUAGCAGGUCAGGCGGUGCCUUAUUCCCGAGAUUACAAACAAAAAUAUGAAUAUUUCAAAAGUCAUAUUAGAAAACCUACAAAUGUACCAAAUAAAUUUGAAAUACGCAUACGCCGUACAUCGAUAUUGGAGGACUCAUAUAGAAUAAUAAGUUCGGUGACUAAAACCGAUUUACUGAAAACUAAGUUAUGGGUAGAGUUUGAAGGAGAGACUGGUUUAGAUUAUGGUGGGCUUGCUAGAGAAUGGUUUUAUUUACUAUCCAAAGAAAUGUUUAAUCCUUACUAUGGACUUUUUGAGUACUCGGCGAUGGACAACUACACUUUACAAAUAAACAAUGGUAGUGGCUUGUGCAACGAAGAGCAUUUGAGUUAUUUCAAAUUCAUUGGUCGUAUAGCGGGCAUGGCUGUUUAUCAUGGCAAACUGCUGGACGCUUUUUUUAUACGACCCUUCUACAAAAUGAUGCUGCAAAAGGCCAUUGACCUAAAGGACAUGGAAUCGGUUGAUACCGAAUACUACAAUUCACUUAUGUGGAUCAAAGAGAACGAUCCUAGAAUUUUGGAAUUGACAUUCUGUUUAGACGAGGACGUAUUUGGCCAGAAGAGUCAACAUGAACUUAAGCCCGGUGGUGCCAACGUUGAAGUGAGCAACGAGAACAAAGACGAAUACAUCAAACUCGUCAUCGAAUGGCGCUUUGUGGCGCGUGUCAAGGAACAAAUGACUGCCUUUUUAGAUGGCUUCGGUUCAAUUAUACCUCUGAAUCUAAUUAAAAUAUUUGAUGAACAUGAAUUGGAACUGCUUAUGUGCGGAAUUCAGAAUAUCGAUGUUAAAGAUUGGCGCGAAAACACACUUUACAAGGGUGACUAUCAUAUGAAUCAUAUUAUCAUACAAUGGUUUUGGCGUGCUGUGCUCUCCUUCUCAAAUGAGAUGCGCUCGCGUUUGCUGCAAUUUGUUACGGGUACAUCGCGUGUGCCUAUGAACGGUUUUAAAGAACUGUAUGGCUCCAACGGCCCCCAAAUGUUUACGAUUGAAAAAUGGGGAACGCCUAACAAUUUUCCACGCGCACACACCUGCUUUAAUCGCUUGGAUCUGCCACCAUAUGAAGGAUACUUACAAUUGAAGGAUAAGCUAAUCAAAGCCAUUGAGGGCAGUCAAGGCUUUGCGGGUGUUGAUUAAUAACGAUGGCCUUUUUCAUCCUAUUGGCUAUGUGUGUAAUUGUGGUAUAAUUCUGUUAAUGACUAUGUCGCAAUGCCAAUUACACACUACAUCACAAUUACACCGUCAUCCAAUGAGUUGCUCAGUAGCUGCCGCCAACGCAACAACAUCUACACAGCUUAUAGCACCAAAUCGUGUACUUAUUUUAGCAUGUUUUUUAACUGGCGCCUACAAACAAAGCACAUAUAUUUUAAAAGAGCAUAAAAUGCCAGAUGAGAAACAUAAAAUGUGCAAAAUUUACAUAAAACUAUAAAUGGAAGAAUAUAUAUUAAAUAACAAAACUAAAGGAGAAUCAAAUUUAGAUAUGUAGGUAUGUAUGUAUAUUAUAUAAUUGGUUAAUAUAAACAUUCCAAAUGAUAA
This is a messenger RNA of Scaptodrosophila lebanonensis, 3274 nucleotides long. It is a transcript of the gene Nedd4, whose product is annotated as E3 ubiquitin-protein ligase Nedd-4. Lineage: Eukaryota; Metazoa; Arthropoda; Insecta; Diptera; Drosophilidae. The record is from RefSeq and is a predicted model, not a curated record. Bases 410 to 2875 code for a protein of 821 amino acids. The transcript is spliced from 17 exons. Gene Ontology annotation, biological process: ubiquitin-dependent protein catabolic process; regulation of dendrite morphogenesis. Gene Ontology annotation, molecular function: protein binding; sodium channel inhibitor activity; ubiquitin protein ligase activity.